Pseudo-nitzschia multistriata is the source of this 1712-nucleotide messenger RNA. Lineage: Eukaryota; Bacillariophyta; Bacillariophyceae; Bacillariales; Bacillariaceae. The record is from the annotation of a GenBank genome assembly.
UGAUACAGUCAUAAUAUGAACGAAGUGCCACAGAGACGCAACAGAAGAACAAGAAAACAGAAGAAAAUCAUCGGUAGAAGUAACGUUUACCUCCUAUUGGAAAAUUAGGUUUCUGGAAAAAACACGUGAAAGGCAAUAGUAAACAUACCGAAAGAAUAAAUGCUGUUUGGCAUGAGGUUGGUGAAAACGAUUUCGAGAAAAUCUUUGUUGGCCUUCGGCUACCCAAAAUUGGAGACCUAUCACCCGGAACUAUCUGUCUAUGAUGUGGGUGCUGUCAAGGUUCGAAUGUCACCCGAACUUCCCGCGUGCCAAAUAUUUUACCCUGUGGAGAAAGACUCUGAGAAGGAUCAUGUCGACGACGUCGUUCCAUAUUACCGGCCAGAAGCCGUGGAAGCUUUGGUGGACUACCUCAAUGGUUUUGGAGAUGGAAUAAUGCAAAUGUUGAAUGAAAAAUCACAUCCUCUUCAAAAUACAUACGCCAUUGCUCCGUUAAUGGUUGAUAGCAACAAUGGCGAUUCUAUGAAAUUUCCCCUCGUCUUGUUCAGCCAUGGUCUUAGUGGAAACAUGGAAAUGUAUUCUCAAAUCUGCGCUCAGCUUGCUUCAACUGGAUGCGUUGUAGCAGCGCUAGAGCACGAAGAUGGGAGCGCUUCCUACUCCACAAAACUUUUGAAGGACGGAACAGUUGAAGCAAUUCCGUACAAACAGCCGCUCCCAAAUGCCGAAGUCCCCUACUCACGUAAAAAAGUCCUAGAUUUCCGAACCCCAAUGCUCGAACAGCGGGUCAACGAGUUGCGGAGGAUAUAUAACUAUUUUCGGGAUGAGAAAACUUCUGUGGACGAAACAAUAACGACAAACUGCUAUGACUCGAAUAGUAGAUUAGUUCGUAAAAUUCUUGCCAUCGCCGACCCGACCAAAUUGCACCUGGUAGGGCAUUCCUUUGGAGGAGCGACGCAAUUACUAGCAGCACAAAAAUGGAUUAUGGAAGGUCACGAUGAAAAAGUGCAAACCGAGGCAACAACAGAGGCGCAUCCCAUGUCUAUGAGGCUUUCCGACAGCGAGAAUCCCGCCACCACUUCAACGAUGACAAUUGAUACUUCUACGUCCUCGUCGUCACCCCCUAUUCCCCAGUCUGUAAUGGUAUUUGAUGCCUGGAAUUUCUCUCUCUCGGACGAAGUACUCAACCGGGGAAUCUCGAUUCCUUCCAGUCCUACGGGCUCAACAACAGCAGCUCCCACUAUCGUUUCUGUUCUUUCGGAACAAUGGGAACGGACGAAUCCUGAAAAAGAGCAAACAUUGCAAUUCUUGCGCAAUUGUCCGCCAAGUACGACGUAUUCCUACCUUGCAAGGGAUUCUGUUCACCAGUCUAUUUCUGAUACGGAAUGCUACCUACCCAGUAUUGUGGCCCGGAAACUAGAGAACCUUGGCCCUUCGGAAGAGCGGCACCAAACAGUUCGUGCGGUGGUAGAGGAGUUCGUCAGGCGUACGAAGUCAAGUGGGAAUGACUGCAGUAGCAAGAAGAGAGGUAGUGACGACAACACAUUAAUAGAAUUGCCGCUAAGAAAUAUUCAUAUUGGAUAGAUGUAAUCAACACCUAAAGAGCAACCUCAGAUGUCGCUGAUAUUGAAUGAAUUGAAAACAAAAAAGGCUACGGCAUCGCCAAUAUACCAACAAUGACAAACGCACUUCAUGUCGAAUAAAAUGUUUACUUUUUG